AUGAAAGUUAUUCUACUACUUUCGCUAGUUCUCUGCGUUGCUUUUGCCUAUGUGACACGAGUGGCCGAAGAUAAUGAUAAACCUCCAUUUUGCGACGUCUGCUUAAAUCUAGUCAAAGAGCUGAAAGAAGCUCUGAAAGGGGGAAAACAAUUAAAGGAGGUUGCUCAUAAAUUCUGCAGCGAAAAAAUGCCAGAUUAUCUUAUAGCAGUAUGCCACAUAGAAGUGGAUAGAUACUGGAAGAAAAUCAUGGAAUUAAUAGAGGUGGGCUUCAGCAAGUAUGCCAAAAAACCAAGCAAAAAAACAACUUUCACUCUUUUGAAAAGAUGAAA
This is a messenger RNA of Cylicostephanus goldi, 329 nucleotides long. Lineage: Eukaryota; Metazoa; Nematoda; Chromadorea; Rhabditida; Strongylidae. The record is from the annotation of a GenBank genome assembly.